GUGGCUGUCUGCAAGCAGCCCGGCCGGUCGGGAUGUGGCUGUGACAGGAGGAGGUGAUGCUCUGACUGCGGCCGAUGGGAGGCAGAGUGAGCCAGCCAAGAAUCACUGCUUCCUCUCCAGCCAUCCCUGAUACCCACAAUGCACAGAGACCCGCACCAAAAUAGCAAUCUGGACAGGUAACAGGGAGACCCUCACUACCUGCCGGGCUCACACACACACGGUUCCGGGUGCUUGGUUUAUUUUAGUACAUUUGGACAGAGGACUCGGCCGGGUUCCUGGGAUCGGCAGCUGCCCGGGAGGAGAGCCCCCCCCCAGGGGGUGAUUUAUGUAGAUCAGCAGCUCAGAGAGCCCCAGCAGCAUGGCAGCUACAGAGCUCUUCACAAAGCGGGCCCGCGUGUGGAUCCCAGAUCCCGAGGAGGUUUGGAAAUCCGCAGAGCUCAUCAAGGACUACAAACCCGGAGACACGGUUCUUCAACUCCGUCUUGAGGAAGGCUCGGACUUGGAGUAUCGUCUAGAUCCAAAAACAAAAGAGCUGCCACCACUAAGAAACCCAGAUAUACUUGUAGGAGAAAAUGACCUCACUGCCCUGAGCUAUCUCCAUGAACCAGCAGUUCUCCACAAUCUAAAAGUGAGAUUUAUUGACUCCAAACUUAUCUAUACUUACUGUGGAAUUGUUUUGGUAGCUAUAAACCCUUAUGAACAGUUACCCAUCUAUGGCGCCGACAUCAUCAAUGCGUACAGCGGACAGAAUAUGGGGGACAUGGACCCUCAUAUUUUUGCAGUGGCAGAAGAAGCAUAUAAACAAAUGGCCAGGGAUGAGCGGAAUCAGUCAAUUAUCGUGAGUGGGGAAUCUGGCGCAGGGAAGACUGUGUCUGCCAAAUACGCAAUGAGAUAUUUUGCUACUGUCAGCGGGCCUGCCAGUGAAACUAAUGUUGAAGAAAGAGUGUUGGCAUCCAACCCUAUAAUGGAGGCCAUAGGGAAUGCAAAAACAACAAGAAAUGAUAAUAGCAGUCGAUUUGGGAAAUACAUUGAGAUUGGCUUUGACAAACGAUAUCGGAUCAUUGGCGCCAACAUGAGAACGUAUUUAUUGGAGAAAUCCAGAGUGGUAUUCCAAGCAGAAGAGGAGCGAAACUAUCAUAUUUUUUAUCAGCUGUGUGCAUCUUCUUCUUUACCUGAAUUCAAGAUGCUCCGAUUAGGAAAUGCAAACACCUUCCAUUAUACAAAACAAGGACGCAGCCCCAUAAUAGAUGGAGUGGACGAUGCUAAGGAACUGAGGAACACAAGGCAAGCUUGCGAUCUACUAGGAAUUGGAGAUUUAUAUCAGAUGGGGAUGUUUAGAAUUUUAGCUGCUAUUCUACAUUUGGGCAACGUGGAAUUUAAGGCCCGCGAUUCUGACAGUUGUAUAGUCCCGCCAAAACACGUUCCUCUAGCUAUAUUCUGUGAUCUCAUGGGAGUGGAAUAUGAAGAGAUGGCUCACUGGUUGUGCCAUAGGAAGCUUGUUACAGCAGCUGAGACAUAUAUCAAGCCCAUAGCAAGGCUGCAAGCUGUGAACGCCCGAGAUGCUUUGUCUAAGCACAUCUAUGCCUACUUGUUCAACUGGAUUGUGUGUCAUGUCAACAAAGCGCUUCUUUCGUCUGCCAAGCAGAACUCAUUCAUUGGUGUCUUGGAUAUUUAUGGGUUUGAGACAUUCGAUAUCAAUAGCUUUGAGCAAUUUUGUAUCAACUAUGCUAACGAGAAGCUGCAACAACAGUUCAAUCUGCAUGUUUUUAAGCUGGAACAGGAGGAGUACAUGAAAGAACAAAUCCCAUGGACUUUAAUUGACUUUUAUGACAACCAGCCUUGCAUCAACCUUAUUGAGGCCAAAAUGGGCAUCCUUGACUUGCUGGAUGAGGAAUGUAAGAUGCCCAAAGGCUCAGAUAACACAUGGGCCCAGAAGCUGUAUAACACACACCUUAAGAAAUCUGUUUUGUUUGAAAAACCACGUCUGUCCAAUGUUGCAUUCAUCAUCAAGCACUUUGCAGAUAAGGUAGAAUAUCAAUGUGAAGGCUUCUUGGAAAAGAACAAAGAUACGGUGUUUGAAGAACAAGUUAAAGUACUGAAAUCAAGUAAGUUUAAGAUACUUACCGAGCUUUUUGAAGAAGAGGAGAAGAUCCUGAGUCCUACCUCUGCAACUCCCUCAGGACGUGUCCUGCUAUCACGCACUGGUCUGCGUGCAGCUAAACCCAAACCAGACCAAACGAGCAAAGAACAUAAAAAAACUGUAGGACAUCAGUUUAGGAACUCAUUACAACUUCUUAUGGAGACGCUAAAUGCAACAACCCCACACUACGUGCGUUGUAUUAAACCGAAUGACUUCAAGUAUCCAUUCACGUUCGACUCCAAGCGAGCGGUACAGCAGCUUCGAGCCUGUGGUGUUUUGGAAACCAUUCGAAUCAGUGCAGCCGGAUUUCCAUCCAGGUGGACAUAUCAAGAGUUUUUUAGUCGGUAUCGUGUGCUAAUGAAACAGAAAGAUGUCCUCAGUGACCGCAAGCAAACCUGCAAAAAUGUUCUGGAAAAGCUAAUUGUGGACAAGGACAAAUACCAAUUUGGAAAAACAAAGAUUUUCUUCCGUGCUGGGCAAGUGGCUUACCUGGAGAAAAUAAGAGCGGAUAAGUUGAGGCUGGCCUGCAUCCGAAUCCAAAAGACCAUACGUGGUUGGCUUUUGAGGAAGAAGUAUUUGUGCAUGAGGAAUGCUGCUAUUGCCAUCCAGAGAUAUAUCCGUGGAUACCAGGCACGAUGCUAUGCCAAAUUUCUACGCCAAACCAGAGCAGCUAUCAUUAUUCAAAAGUUUCAAAGGAUGUACGUGGUUCGACAGAAGUACCGGCAUAUGCAGUCCAUUACCCUGGCCCUUCAAUCAUACAUGCGUGGGUAUGCUGCCAGGAAGAGGUAUCAGGAGAUGCUUCGAAGACACAAAGCUACCAUUAUCCAGAAGCAUGUCCGUGGCUGGUUAGCUCGUGUCUCUUAUAAGAAGUCCAUACAAUCGCUGAUCUAUCUGCAGUGCUGCUUCCGCAGGAUGAAGGCUAGGAGAGAGCUGAAGAAAUUAAAGAUCGAGGCUCGCUCAGUGGAGCAUUACAAGAAGCUCAACAUCGGCAUGGAGAACAAAAUCAUGCAGCUGCAGCGUAAAGUGGAUGAGCAGCAUAAAGACAACAAAUCAUUGGUGGAGAAGUUAAGUCACCUGGAGACAACAUCCAAAACUGAGAAAGACAAACUGCGUAAGGAAGUUGGUCGAUUGCACCUGUGUGAAGAGGAAGCUAAAAAUGCCACCAAUCGCGUUGCCAGUCUUCAGGAAGAGCUUGAACGUCUCAGAAAAGAGCUGGUGCAAACUCAGAGCGAAAAAAAGACCAUCGAAGAAUGGGCCAAUAAAUACAGGACAGAUAAUGAAUUGCUUGUUUCGGGGCUCAAAGAGGAGAAUGCCUUACUGAAAAUAGAAAAGGACGAACUCAAUCAGCUAAUCCAGGAUCAAGCUAAACGAAUGACUGAGGCCAUGGAGAAGAAACUUUUGGAAGAAACAAAACAAUUGGAGCUGGAUCUCAAUGAUGAAAGGUUUAGGUAUCAGAAUCUGCUUAAUGAGUACAGCCGUUUAGAGGAACGCUAUGAUGAUCUUAAGGAUGAAAUGAACACCAUGACCCUUCCAAAACCAGGGCACAAGCGUAGAGAUUCCACUCACAGCAGCAAUGAAUCAGAAUACACUUUUAGCUCUGAGGUCACGGAAUCAGAAGACUUUCCUUACAGACACGAGGAGCCAGUGGAUAAAAAAGCACCACUCGAUAUGUCUCUGUUCCUGAAGCUUCAGAAACGCGUGAAAGAGCUGGAACACGAGAAGCAAAUUCUUCAAGAUGAUUUGGACAAAAAGGAUGAACAAAUUAUCAAAGCCAAGAGUAAGGAGAAUGCAACAUCUCCCGUGAGAGGUACCGAAUUCGAGUAUGAAUCCCUCAAGCGCCAGGAACUUGAGUCUGAGAACAAGAAGUUGAAAAAUGAACUGAAUGAACUCCGCAAAGCUAUCACUGAGAAGGCUUCUCCGGAUGUUGCUGGUCAAGGGCAAUCUGUCUAUAAGGUUCUUUUGGAACAAAUGCAAUCAGUCAGUGAAGAACUUGAGGUGCGCAAAGAAGAAGUCCUAAUUUUGAGGUCUCAGCUGGUGAGCCAGAUGGAGGCAAUUCCUCACAAGGACGAUAAGGAUACAAUGACGGACACCAUGGCCAUCUCUGAGGAUGUCCAGAAGAUGAAAGACAGACGAGAAAUAGCCCAGGCGUAUACAGGCAUGAAAGAAACCAACAAAAUUCUACCUCAAGACUACGAAAUGCUGAAUGAGGAUGGAGAGCUCUGGCUGGUGUAUGAAGGGUUAAAACAGGCCAACAGAGUUCUAGAGUCUCAACUACAGACUCAGAAAAAGUGUUUCGAGAAUGAAGUGGAAUCGAUGAAGGGAGAGAUCCAGAGUCUGAAGGAAGAGAAUAACAGACAGCAGCAGCUCCUAGCUCAGAACCUGCAGCUUCCUCCUGAAGCUCGCAUCGAGGCCAGCUUGCAGCAUGAGAUCACCAGACUGACCAACGAAAACCUGUUUUUUGAGGAGUUAUAUGCAGAUGACCCCAUGAAGUAUCAGUCGUACCGGAUUUCACUUUACAGACGGAUCAUUGAUCUGAUGGAGCAACUAGAAAAGCAAGAUAAGACUGUCCGAAAACUGAAAAAGCAACUAAAAGUGUUUGCCAAGAAAAUUGGGGAGCUGGAAGUUGGUCAAAUGGAGAACGUAUCUCCUGGACAGAUAGUGGAUGAGCCCAUUCGUCCUGUGAAUAUUCCACGCAAGGAAAAGGACUUCCAAGGAAUGUUGGAGUAUAAGAAGGAAGAUGAGCCCAAACUCGUAAAGAACCUCAUUUUAGAGCUGAAGCCUCGUGGAGUUGCAGUAAACCUCAUCCCAGGCUUGCCGGCAUACAUCUUGUUUAUGUGUGUGCGCCAUGCGGACUACCUUAACGAUGAUCAGAAAGUGCGCUCCCUGCUCACGUCAACUAUUAACGGCAUUAAAAAGAUUUUGAAGAAAAGAGGUGAUGAUUUCGAAACCGUGUCCUUCUGGCUUUCAAACACCUGCCGGUUCCUGCACUGCUUGAAACAAUACAGCGGAGAAGAGGCCUUUAUGAAGCACAAUUCGACACGUCAGAACGAGCAUUGUCUGACCAAUUUUGACCUUGCUGAAUACAGGCAGGUGCUGAGUGACCUGGCCAUCCAGAUUUACCAGCAGCUUGUUCGUGUUUUGGAGAACAUCUUGCAGCCCAUGAUUGUUUCAGGAAUGUUAGAGCAUGAGACUAUUCAAGGUGUCUCUGGGGUGAAACCCACUGGUCUGCGGAAGCGGACAUCCAGCAUAGCUGAUGAAGGAACGUACACCUUGGACUCCAUAAUGAGGCAGCUGAACACAUUCCAUUCUAUAAUGUGUCAGCAUGGGAUGGACCCAGAACUCAUCAAACAAGUUAUAAAGCAAAUGUUCUACAUCAUUGGAGCAGUCACACUCAACAAUCUUCUUCUGAGAAAGGACAUGUGCUCCUGGAGCAAGGGGAUGCAGAUACGGUACAAUGUGAGCCAGCUGGAAGAAUGGCUGCGUGACAAGAAUCUGAUGAACAGCGGGGCGAAGGAGACACUGGAGCCAUUAAUUCAGGCCGCUCAGCUGCUACAAGUGAAAAAGAAAACGGAUGAGGACGCUGAAGCCAUCUGCUCGAUGUGCAAUGCGCUCACUACUGCUCAGAUUGUCAAGGUGUUGAACUUGUAUACUCCGGUAAAUGAGUUUGAAGAGAGAGUCUUGGUAUCAUUUAUUCGUAACAUACAGUUACGUUUAAGGGACAGGAAAGACACACCUCAGCUGCUAAUGGAUGCUAAACACAUCUUCCCUGUCACUUUUCCUUUUAAUCCAUCAUCCCUUGCUCUAGAAACAAUCCAGAUACCAGGCAGUCUUGGUCUUGGCUUCAUCGCCCGUGUGUAAAUACUUAUGGUCACCCAGUAAGGAAAUACUCUCCGACAUCAGCUUCACUGCUACAUGUUCCUAACCCUGAGCAAUACUGGAAGCACCUGGAAAUCAUUGUCGAAUCAUUUAACAUUAAAGAACAAUCUCUAUAACCCAUGUGCUACGUGUAAGAGAUCCACUCUACAGGUUGCACUUGGUAUGAUCCAUUAAGGGUAUGGUAUAAAAAAUGACCAUUGACCUCAAGUGACAUUAUUGCUCAUUUACUGUAUACAUCAUCAUUCCGUUGAUGGAAGGACAUAAGGCUUCAAAGGAAGAGAAAUAUGUAUUAGUGGAAAACACCUAUUAAAUACCCGAACCGGGAAGCAGGUGAUGGUGUGCUACGUUAGACUAUUUAGUCAUCUGUCUAUUUAUCUUGACACAUUUGUGCCAAUAGCCAAACAGCAACCCUUAUUUAUGUAAGUUUAAGAAACAAAACUAAAAAUGAAAAAAAAAAAUAAUAAUAAAUUGAUACAAGUAUUGAGAAAAAUAAGUCAUCUAGUGCGUAUUGUAGAUGUAUGUAUGUUAGCACUGUGGUUUACUAUGCACAUUAAAUUGCUGCUGUGUAUUGUGUUCCUCUAAUGUUACAAAAUCUGUACUAGUAGGCACUACAUAAUAAAAUAUUCAUCUCUUUACAAUCCAGUAUGUAUAUAGUCCAAUGUGAUCUGUUAUUAGUGUAAGUCACAUUAUUGGAACAAUAGUGAAUAUUGAAAAGAAAAAUAGGCACUUUAAGCACAUUAGUGUACUGACAACAUAAAUAUUUAGAAAUUAACUAAAAGCCUUAAAGAACAAGCAGUAGAUAUCCAUCCUAUACAGAACAUCUGAGAUCUUUAGAAGACAUUUCUGGUCAAAUACCAUACUUGUCCUUUUGUUGUUGCCAUGUUUGAUGUCAUUAUUGCAUAUUUCAGUUUGUCAGAUGUUUCGAUUUCCUUUCUGCCGCUAUAAUUUCUGCUUUGUUUUGUGUUAAUGUUGGUUUUGAUAUGUUUCAAGCUGUUAAGUUGUAGCAUUGUGGAUUUCUGUAUGCUAUUAUUUAUUCAUACCAAUGGAGUAUUAUCAUUUGAAAUGCAAGGCCAGAGAGAUUUUACAUCAAUACAACACUACGUUGCUCGGUUAGCCGUCCAGUUUGAGAGCAUACCAAUAUUACAUUCCCGGCUUUGUGCCCAACACGUUUCAAGCACAAGGUAAAUACUAGCAAAUAAAAUUUUAAGGUAAUAUUCUAGCUGAAUGAAGUUGUUAUAGCUUGAUAAGCAGCAUGAACGUUCACGCACCUCUAGGUUCUAAACAUUUAAUAGUCGUAUAAUGCAUCACCUACUACUUAAACAUUUAUAGGAUUUAAAAUAAGCAUGGCUCCUGGUAUUUAUAGCAGUACUUCAUAUCUGUUGGUAGAACUUUUGAUUUAUGAGAGGGAAGAGGAUGCAAAGAUGCAAAGAUACUGCCCCCUCACCCCACCACCUCCCAAAGAAAACUGAUUAGACAAUCCAACAAUUUGCUGGAAGGGAGGCCUGAUAGCCACACAUUUGUGCUAGUUGAUGGAUAUUGAACCUUUUCAGAACUUUGUUGCCAUCACUCUAAAUAAAUAAUAACAAAUUGUCCUACAUUAUAGCCAGCACGAAGAUAUUUGUAUUUCCACAAAACUUGUAUUUCAAUUCGAUUCAAGACAAUCUAAUUGAACACAGGCAAUUCAUGUUUCAUGCUAGAAAUUUCAAUCUAUUUAUUGUUUUCCAUGCUUAAUCUGUAUGUUCUUUGCUGUUUUUGAUUAAAUAUUCUUAUUUGAGAGAAAACCACGUUUUAAGUCACAAUCCAUGACCAGUGUGUUUGCAUUGCAAAUUUUGGGGCCUUGUUUUGGUCUAAUGUAGAAAAUGACGCCUACUCAGGGUAUAUACAUUAACACAUUAAAACUGUUUAUUUGUUUUCUUUGUUUUGUUAUCUAGAAACAAACUUAUAGAAAAAUGGUAGAAUCAAUUUUCAUGUACUCCUUUAAGAGUGAACAGCGGAGGCAAAUAUUUAUUUAUUACAUUGGAAUGCAGAAAGCAUUUCACAUGGAACAUAUUUCCACUAUACUAAUGUUCAUAACAAUAUGUUCUUUCUGUCUGUGUUUAUCUGAAAGUGGACCUCUCAUCUAAGGGAACCGCUACCAUAACACCUUUAGCACCUGUUGCAUCACUUUACCAACAUUGCAAUCUGGUCCUUAAAUAUGUUAGUAAGGAUUUGUGUGAACAAAGCAUUCUGUUUUGGUAUGGGAUCCGUAAAGGUCAACAUAGGCCAUAAUUAGAACCUUAAGGGUUAAACAUAUAUUUUAUAUAUAAAAUAACGCUUCAACAUUAACAUACCUUGCUCAGAACAUGUUCUACAUCAUGCAUAGUUGAAAACUAUGUUAGAGGAUUACUCCGUGCACCAUGACCACUUCACUGUUUUGAAGUGUUCAUGGUGGUUGAAGUCUGUAUGUGCAGCGUUUUGCUAUGAAACAUUGCACAUACAGAGUUUACCCUUCUGCUGACGGAGGUGAACUCCACCUUCAGGAGCAUCACUGGGGUGUCAUUAGCCAGCCUAGAACAGGAGUUCUGGGCUGGCUCAUGUAAGUUAUGGGAAUGUUUGGCAUCUGUCUUCAUCACGCACAGCCAUCUGGCGACGGACAGCCAGUGGUGGCACAACCUCCUCUCCGUGCGCCCAUGUCCUUCCCACAGCCUGCCUUUUCUGACUUCAGUCACCCAUCAGAGAGUGAGUGACAUGAGCAGAAGAACUAGGUCUUGUUACUAGAAUGGA
Messenger RNA from Pelobates fuscus (common spadefoot toad), 8779 nucleotides. RefSeq names its product myosin VA (gene MYO5A). NCBI's taxonomy places the organism in Eukaryota, Metazoa, Chordata, Amphibia, Anura, Pelobatidae. The transcript has 42 exons. The record is from RefSeq and is a predicted model, not a curated record. Gene Ontology annotation, biological process: vesicle transport along actin filament; actin filament organization. Bases 359 to 5998 code for a protein of 1879 amino acids. Gene Ontology annotation, cellular component: myosin complex; cytoplasm; vesicle. Gene Ontology annotation, molecular function: microfilament motor activity; actin filament binding; ATP binding.